Messenger RNA from Puccinia triticina, 2250 nucleotides. RefSeq lists its product as uncharacterized. The record is from RefSeq and is a predicted model, not a curated record. The transcript is spliced from 12 exons. Gene Ontology annotation, molecular function: protein binding; phosphorelay sensor kinase activity. NCBI's taxonomy places the organism in Eukaryota, Fungi, Basidiomycota, Pucciniomycetes, Pucciniales, Pucciniaceae. The coding region runs from base 1 to 2250 and encodes 749 amino acids. Gene Ontology annotation, biological process: signal transduction; regulation of DNA-templated transcription; detection of visible light.
AUGUCUCAAGAAAUUACUCCAGAAAAUUUACCAAAAGCACCAAUCACGGGUGAUACUACCCCUUCCAAUGCUCCACCUGCUGCCCAACCAACAAUAAGACAAUCUGCGCGCAAGAAAACCCAAGUUUCGACCCCUGGCUUUGUUCUGACGCAAUCAGACUCCCGGAGAGCCCUUAACCCGCAGUCAUCCUCAUCGCAUGCAGCCAAUAAUUCCAAACGUCCUGCAAUUGGAGAGAAUGGGAAUACUCCAAGUUCAGAAACCAACAAUCCAUCUGGUCCUGAGGAAAUCUAUGAUAUGACGCAAGAUUCUGAUGAAGAAAACAAGAAGGCCGCCACCCGCACGUUGAAAUCAAAGGCCAAUAAGAAGAAUUUAGAGCUCCUCAUCUCUCCUUGCAUUGAUAUGUCUCAAGAAAUUACUCCAGAAAAUUUACCAAAAGCACCAAUCACGGGUGAUACUACCCCUUCCAAUGCUCCACCUGCUGCCCAACCAACAAUAAGACAAUCUGCGCGCAAGAAAACCCAAUCCCAACUUCUCUGCGAUAACCUCGAGGUCUGUCUCGACAGCGCCAACACCUCCACCGCCGGCCCACACACCUUCCGGAUGUCCGGCAGGGGUGGCAUUGGCACGGGGAUCGACGGCCCGAUGAGCCACACCGAAUGGUCCUGCUGGUGCGCCGCCCAUCGCCCCGACCCUGUUGGCCGGCCACGCCUGGUGAUCAUCGAGUUCGAGCUCGAAAACGACGAGCUCAACCCGCCCUCGACGGUCUCCGUCGAGCCGGUAGACGAAGACGAUCGGGGCGGGGUGGCCGGCAAGCCCUACGAACCCACCGAACAGGACCUCAUCGAGUCCACCAUGUCCAUCAACAAACCGCUCCGCGCGCUCGCUAGACUCCGCAGGAAGGGGAAAGACUUCUCCGGCGACUCCGUCGAGGUGCUCUCCAUACUCAGUCAGCUCAAUAAUCAGUUCGAUAAGGCAGACGAUAUGCCCACCUUCCUCAAGAUGGCCAUCGGCUUGGUCAGGGAACUCACCGGGUUCGAUCGCGUUAUGAUCUAUAAGUUCGACGAGUCUUGGAACGGUCAAGUCAUCGCUGAACUCGUGGAUUGGAAACGGACUCGCAAUCUCUAUCGAGGCCUCCGAUUCCCUGCCUCAGACAUACCCGCCCAAGCUAGAGAGUUGUACAACAUCAACAAAGUCAGGAUGCUGUACGAUCGCGAUCAACCUACUGCUAGGCUGAUGUGCAAAUCCCAAGAAGAGCUGUCGAAACCGUUGAAUAUGACCCACUGUCAUCUCAGGGCAAUGAGUCCGAUUCACAUCAAGUAUCUGGCUAACAUGGGCGUCCAAUCCUCAUUUUCGAUAUCCAUCAUCAUGAAUGACGAAUUACGGGGCUUGAUAUCCUGUCACAGCUACGGUAGAUUCGGCCAGCGCGUGACGUUUCCGACGCGGCAGUUCUGCACGAUGCUGGGCGACACCGUCUCGCGGAACAUUCUGCGCUUGAACCUCUCCCAACGCCUGCAGUCGCGCAAGCUCAUCAAUACCACCUUGACCUCCAAAAACCCCUCAGGCUAUUUCGUCUCCAAGGCCGAGGAUCUGCUCUGGCUCUUCGACGCUCAGUCCGGCGUGCUCUCCAUCGGCGAAGAGGCCAAGAUCUGGGGCACCGUGUCUAAUUCUCAGGAGAUCCUGGCCAUUCUCGAGUACCUCAGAGUGCGGAAAUACAACUCAAUCCAAGUGUCGACGGACAUCAAUGUGACCUUCCCGGACAUCGAAUACCCCGGCGGGUUCGAGUCGAUCUCCGGCGUGCUCGUCAUCCCUUUGUCCAGGAGCGACCCGCCCAGUCCCCAUUGGGCUGGGAACCCCCAUGAGAAAAUCAUGAAGGAUGAUAAGAAUGGCAACAUCCUUGAGCCGAGGAAGUCGUUCAAGAUCUGGUCAGAGACCGUCAAAGAACGCUCCAAGGCCUGGACCGCCGACCAGCUCAAAACCGGCUCGGUCCUGAGUCUGGUGUACGGGAAGUUUAUCGACGUGUGGCGACAGAAAGAGGCGGCAGUGCAGAACAACCAGUUGCAAGCCCUGCUGCUCUCGAAUGCGAGUCACGAGGUCAGGACCCCCUUGCAUCAGAUCUUGUCUACCCUUGAACUCGCUCUCGACGGCCAGCUCGAUGAAGAUACUCGCGAUAAUCUCUCGAAAUCUUAUACUGCUUCGAGAGCUUUGGUUCAUGUGAUCAACGAUCUGCUUCGUUUCACCAUGCCCGUCUAA